AAAAAAAAAAAAAAAAAAAAAAACUCCCGGGAAAGUCAUGACUUUGCCUCAGAGGGACAUAUUGUCCUAAUUACAUACUUCCAAGGCCAAGAAAGAGAGAGGGAGAGAGAACAUUAAUCUGCAUGUUGUGCAAAAUAUUUAAAUGGAGGACGAUGAUGAGAAAAAAGCCUACGCUUCUCCAACAUCAUCUCCUUCAACACCUCCCUCUCCACUUCCAAUAAGUGUAGGACCCGGCAACCAAAGGUACAUAUUCUCACCGUCUCCCUCCCCUUCGCCGCCUUUCUCUCAGCCUCCCUCGGGCCAUGCGUCUGCGGAGAACCUCCCUCUUCUGCCUCAUGGUCAGAAGCUCCCUAGUAGUCCUCCAGCACCAUCACCAUUCUCGUUGGAUUAUCGGAGACCACCCGAGGAUUCGGAUUCCAAGAGCUCAUGUCUAGUAGACUUGUUAGCGUGGUUCAUAGAAAGAUGCUGCAACUGUGGCGCUAAUUCUCAGUAGAUUUUUCUCAUUACAAAUACAAAAUGGAAACGCGAAAAGCAAAGAAAAAAUCAGGAGCAGUCAAACUGUAAAGCUGUAAUAUAUGUUUGCUUGCAUUGGGGUUUUAAUUUUACCUCCAGGGAUUUGGAUUUACCAGAGAUUUGAAGCUGCAAGUGUUUGCAUCUAACACAUCCUUGAUUUCUGCUAAACUGACCAUUACGAUUCAUCUCUCAUCAGAUGGAGUUUUUUUUUCCCUCAACUAGUUGAAGACCUGCAUGCAGUGAAAGUGAAAUGAGUGUUUUGAUCUUGUUUUGUAACAAUUUAUGUUCUUUGUGACAAUUAAUUUUCUGAUUGAAAAUCGGAGAGAUGAGUUUCUAA
Molecule: messenger RNA, 850 nt
Organism: Pyrus x bretschneideri (Chinese white pear)
Lineage: Eukaryota; Viridiplantae; Streptophyta; Magnoliopsida; Rosales; Rosaceae
Product: early nodulin-20-like
Exons: 2
Coding region: 143-493 (116 amino acids)
Source: RefSeq, a predicted model, not a curated record